Thalassophryne amazonica is the source of this 1005-nucleotide messenger RNA. RefSeq names its product leukocyte cell-derived chemotaxin-2-like. The record is from RefSeq and is a predicted model, not a curated record. The transcript has 4 exons. Lineage: Eukaryota; Metazoa; Chordata; Actinopteri; Batrachoidiformes; Batrachoididae. The coding region runs from base 114 to 581 and encodes 155 amino acids.
CUUUCCUGCUGAUGUGUGGUUAUGUAAUAGUGUGUUUUUCAGAGUGCUGCAAACGAAAGUGCAACCUAUAAAAAAGCACGUCUGACUGCACAAAGUCCUCGUUUGCAUCAAAAAUGAGCAAAGAAACCGUUCUGCUCGCAGCUCUGCUCGCUGUCCUGUGCGUGUGCGAUGCUGUCACGUUCGGGCAGCUCUGCAGUGGAAACCCGACCAACCGAAAGAGGUCGAGUGACAAAUGGGGUGCGGGACACUAUCAUGCCCCACGGGGGAACAGAUGGCAUAAAGGUGUGGAUAUUGUGUGCGAUGAUGGAUCGACUGUCUAUGCACCGUUUGACGUGACACUCAAUGGGAAAGUCACUGUUUACACCGACCCCAACAAGGCAGCUAUCAACAACGGCAUCAACCUCGAAGGAGAAGGUUUGUGUUUCAAGCUGUUCUAUGUUAAUCCUGACAAAACAUCUGGAACUCUGCAAAAGGGUGAGCGGAUCGGCACCAUGCUGCCGAUGCAGAGCGUUUACCCGGGAAUCACCUCCCACAUCCACGUCCAGAUGUGCGACAAGUCCGAUCCCACAUCCUACUUGUAACAGAGUCAUUAAUGUGACACGUCUGUAGCCAGCAAAAACAACUGCUGUUUGUUUGUCUGGAUGAUUCAUAAGAUGUAAUGCUCCUCUGUGAUCUCUUCAUUCAACAAAAAUAAAAUUUAAAUCAUUUCUGACCUAUUUUUGAAGUUAUCUGAACCAUGCUAAUGCUAAUUAAGGCUAAUAUGACAACACAUUGUUUGUUUGUUUUGGAUGCUUUAUAAGAAAAUGUAAUGCUCCGCUGUGUUCUGUUCAUUCAACAAAAAUCAAAUUUAAAUAAUUUCUGACCUGUUUUUGAAGUUAUCUGAACCACGCUAUUGCUAAUUACAGCUAAUAUGAUAACACAUUGUUUGUUUGGAUGCUUAAUAAGAAAAUAUAAUUCUCCUUUGUGAUCUUUUCAUUCAAGAAAAGUAAAAUAAUAUUUCUAGCA